Dama dama (fallow deer) is the source of this 996-nucleotide messenger RNA. It is a transcript of the gene CETN3, whose product is annotated as centrin 3. The record is from RefSeq and is a predicted model, not a curated record. NCBI's taxonomy places the organism in Eukaryota, Metazoa, Chordata, Mammalia, Artiodactyla, Cervidae. The transcript is spliced from 5 exons. Gene Ontology annotation, molecular function: microtubule binding; calcium ion binding. The coding region runs from base 141 to 644 and encodes 167 amino acids. Gene Ontology annotation, cellular component: microtubule organizing center. Gene Ontology annotation, biological process: spindle pole body duplication.
CUCAGAAGUGUGUUGGUUUGUGGGAGGUUUUUGAGACCGCUGAGGGUCGUUGGCGUCUGUCGAACGGCUUGUGAAGUCUUGCUGCUUUGGGUAGGGGGUUAAAGUCGUUCUCGAGAGGAACGUCUCAGUCCGAAGAGAAAAUGAGUUUAGCUCUGAGAAAUGAGCUUGUCGUAGACAAAACAAAGAGGAAAAAAAGAAGAGAACUCUCUGAAGAACAGAAACAAGAAAUUAAAGAUGCUUUUGAACUAUUUGACACAGACAAAGAUGAAGCAAUAGAUUAUCAUGAAUUAAAGGUGGCAAUGAGAGCCUUGGGGUUUGACGUAAAAAAAGCUGAUGUACUGAAGAUUCUUAAAGAUUAUGACAGAGAAGCCACUGGGAAAAUAACCUUUGAGGAUUUCAAUGAAGUUGUGACAGACUGGAUAUUGGAAAGAGAUCCACAUGAAGAAAUACUGAAGGCAUUUAAACUAUUUGAUGAUGAUGAUUCUGGUAAAAUAAGCUUGAGGAAUUUGCGACGUGUUGCCAGAGAAUUGGGUGAAAACAUGAGUGAUGAAGAACUUCGGGCUAUGAUAGAAGAAUUUGAUAAAGAUGGUGAUGGAGAAAUAAAUCAAGAGGAAUUCAUUGCUAUUAUGACUGGUGACAUUUAAAGAAUUACAAGGAUAAACACUAAGAAUGUUGCAGUUGUCAUCUUAUAUUCUAUUUUUGUGCCUGGAGCCGUGUUAAAAAAAAAAAACUUUGUUUUUCUGAAAGGACCAAAAAUAAGCAUCUUAUGUAUUCAUAUUUUACUAUUGUUAAGUUUCUUUAUAUGAAUAGUAUUGUUAGUACUCUAAUAGCUUAGCUUUGUAGUUUAUAGUAUAGCUUUUAUAUAUAAAGUUUAAAACAUUGAAUCAUGUGGUACACAUUUUUUGAAGGUUUUAUAUUUAGCGUUCGUAGUCACUUUGGGUGCACAUGUUUUUCAGACUUUCUUUAAUAAAAUGUUUAUUUUUUCGUGUAUUAAAA